AUAUAUAUAUAUUCGACCGGGUGCAGUGCACCUUCUGUAUUUCAUAGAAUCAAAUCCGAAAGUAUAACUUGUAAAACAGGCCGAGAAUGUUUUCGAAAAACAACGUGCAUAAAGGAUAAUGUCAAAAAACCCGAGAGUAUCUAACUUUAGAAUUUUCAAUGACCAGGUAAGCAUGCGAUGGUCAACUCAGUAUUCCGUUAUUCUACACCAAUAUCAAAAAUAGGACCGACAAAUUCAAGGCAUGGAAACAGACGACGAUUGGGUGAAAUUUUUCCAAGCCGCAUUGGUUUGCAUUCAGGAAAGAAAUGACCCUGAAAAAGCUUUGAAGUUCUGCAGACAGCUGUACGAUUCUGGACGGGAGUAUUACUCCGGAUUGGAGAAUGAACGCGUUGCCUGGGAAAUAUACAACCAUUGCUUGUAUCUUCUAAAUGAGAGACAGGUCUGUGAUCCAUUCUUAAUGACCAAGUGCUUUUACAGAGUGAAACUUCUUUCCUCAAACAACGAGGAUCCCACCAAUGUCUGGUUACCAGUCUUGAACACUCCAAGUGUUUCUUUGGCGAGAAAACUCGGGUUACUGAGAGACAUACAAGAAAUAAUCGAUGAGUACUCGGAAGAAGAACACCCCAUUGUGUGGCACUGCACGAUGGAGUUGAGAAUUUCCUAUGAACAUCUACUGAGUCGCCAUAGCAGUCAGGAAGGGGCCACUGAACUUAUACAGAGAGAAUUCUUGAAAUUCUUUAUUCAUGGUGGCUGGAAACUCCUUCGCAAGAAUUUGGCUGAACUGGUGUGCAGAAUGUGCAUAAAAUUAAAUCAUAACUUUAGCGGGUAUCCAGAGUUUACAAAACUUCUGAUACUCUGGGCUCAUGCACUAGAAAAAGUUGGAAAACUAGACGUAGCCAUAAAAAAGGCACAGGAGGCGAACGACGAGGAACUAGUAUCAAGAUUACGGGGAAACCAAUGUUCACAAUGUGAAAGUGCACCAGAUGAAGAGUGGAUUAGAGAUACAGACGCUUAUGCUUUUGCUAAAUCUCAAGAACAGAGAAAAUGUGGCGAGCAACUAUCCAAGAAGAAAAAGUCAAGAAGCAGACCAAAACGAAGAAAUAAUGAUGACCAAAAUCCUACGGGUACUUUUGAUCCUUGGAGUGAGAAACAAAAGGUUGAAGACAUUCGUGGUGCAAUUACUAAUCCGAACCAUCAAAUCAAAAGUUGGAAAGACGUAACAGAGUUCGACUUGCCAGUUACAAAAUCCCGAAAUAAAAGACGCAGACGACAGAUAACACACGUAGAGCAGGAGUCCCAACAGCAUCAACAACAAAAGAAAAAACAAUCUAGACGGCGAUCACAAUCCAGUAAAACUGGUUCAGAAGUACAUGGUCAAGAUGAAUUUGAUCCGUUACCUCUUGAAAUGUCGAUGGAGUGCAAAUGGGAUUUCGAAUCAUCUGAUGAGGAAUAUUCAUCACAGGAUGAAAUAAAAAAGACCGAAGAAGAAUUCAUGAAUAAUUUUUAUGAAGAAUCAUGCAAAGUUUACAGCAGUGAGCACAAAAAUGAAAUUGUUGACGAAACGUUGUUAGUUCAUGGCCUUGAUUUAUCAGACAGAUUCAUAAAUAGCUUUGAGUUCAAAGAAAAGAAAUUUUAUGACGAAAUGUUAAGCGCCGAGGAAAGUCUGAAACGUUGUAAAGAGUCUCCACAAAAAUACAAACAUUGUAAGAUAGAGAUUAUCAACCCCCACAAAGCACUCUGCUUUAGCCUAGAUAAUCAUAUGGAAAUCGAAAUAUCAGGGCGGUGUAAAUGUGGAAAAGUCUUCAAUCAAGAUCAUGUUGUUGUUGAAAUUUUGAAACCUCACACGAAAAAAUCUAAUAUUCCAAUACAGUCUACUGACGAUGAGGACAAAACAUACGGGAGGGUCAUCGGCAUAACCAAGACGAAUCAAACUUUACCUAGAAAUCCUGUCCUCAUUUGUACACUUGACCAUACUGUAAUGCAUCUCGUGAAACCCGUGUGCAAAACAGUUCCGAAAAUCUAUGUCCUACAUAAAAACCGAAAGACAGAAUCUCAAAUCGAAAUCUAUAAGUAUAAUGCAAGAACAAAGGAUCUGGAAUUCCAUCAGCUUAAGAAUAUUGAUCAGUCAAAAAGAAAAGGAUACACCUUCCUUGUAUGUUUCAUCGCAUGGGGAGAUCUAUAUCCUCUCGGGGCUGUGAUUGGAGUGUAUGAUACAAAAUGUGAUAUGAAAUCUUCCUUACGACUGCUAUGUCUACGGAGUAAUGUAUCAGUAUUGUACAAAGAAAAUACAGUUCACAAGGUUGAAGAAAUCUUGGAGCGAAAGUCAUAUCUGAAUAUUGAUAAACAGAGAAAAGAUUUAUCGGAUUGUCUUCGUGUUUUCACAAUUGAUGAAAAGGAAUCAAUGGACUUGGAUGACGCGCUAAGUGUAAGAACAAUAUCAGAAAAUGAAUUUGAGAUCGGUGUUCAUAUCGCAGAUGUUGGAAGUGUCGUACAUAAAAAUGACCCUAUUGAUCUAGAAGCACAAAAGAGAUCAACGACAUUUUAUCCUGGGGAAAACAUCCCACCGUACCAUAUGCUUCCUGAACCAUUGGGAAAGAACAUUUGCAGUCUCCGUCCUGAUGCAAAACGAAAAGCUAUUUCAGUUUUUUACAAAAUGGAUAAAUCUGGGAAAGUCUUGAGACACAGGAUAGAAAGCACAUAUAUUCAGUCACAGCGACGAUUUACGUAUCACGAAGUUCAACAAAUAAUAUCGGGGACAACUAAAAAGGAUGACUUCAAACAGGAAUUGUGCGUUUUUCAUGAUAUUACCAAAUGCAUUCGUUCCAGACGCUUGAAAAAUAGAGUUCUUUCAUUUCCAUUCGAAUCAUCACAAAAUGAUUGUAGCAACUCGUAUUUUCAAUCCCUUGAUGCACAUGUCAUAGUGGAAGAAUGCAUGAUUCUUGCAAAUCAGACCAUGGGGCAAACUUUGAUUGAAAGAUUUCCAGAUUGUGUCCCUCUUCGCAUUCAAAGCAAACCAUCAUCUUCCAAAGUAAAUGAAUGGGUAGAGCAUUUCCCGGUCAUUGCAAAUUUUGUCCUCUCACUUCAAAACCAAAUUCUUCCGACAGGAAACACAUUGUCAUUUGACGAAGUUCCUGAUGAUCGAUUAUCACAACAACUGCCAAUACAAAAGCAUAUAUGGAACAAAAUGGUAUCAUCUUAUAAGGAAGGAAAUUUUAAGAAUAUACAAACGUUAGCAGGCACUGAUGAAUUUCAUCCAAAACAAGCAAUGGCCUAUGAAUCUUGGAUUUCAUUUCAGGAGACCUCCUCUUACCAAUGUUCUGGGUCACCUCAUGAAAAAUUGCAUUUCUCUUUAGGAAUGUACCCGUACGUUCAUUUUACAUCUCCUAUUCGGCGAUAUGCUGAUUUGAUCGUAAAUCGGCUAGUUCAUGCUCUCCUUGAAAAUACGGAAUCUCCAUAUUCUCAAAGAGAAGUUGAAAUGCUGUGUAAGAAUAUCAACGAAAGGCGACCAAGAGAAUUUGAAAGGCAGUGUCGGUUACUUCAUCUUGGAAGACAACUUCAAAAGCAGCCUUUGGUUUCACAUAGCCUGGUCAUGUCAGCGUCAGAAAAAUCCAUUUUCGUUUCUUUUCCCGGCAAAAGAGAACUAACAAGAACAUGCGGUGAAAUUCAGUAUCAUUUACUGAAGGUGAAGUCAAAACCAAUUUUAGAAGAGAAUGAUGAAAACGGAAUUUUGUCAGCUCUGUCAUGGCAACAGCGAUUGUAUUCAUCACUCGGGUUUUCUUCAGAUGCAUCAAAAUUCAAAAGAGGGCCAGUGAAUAUAAAUCCACACCAAAAAGUCAUUUUUGUUUCUUUUAGAAAAUGGAAAACAUUAUUAGACUCUCUCACCAGAGAUAACAUUAAUUCUUUGGAAGAUGACAAUGUCUUUGAACCUGAGGUUCUGCCCUUAGUUCGGGAGUGCCAAAAUACACAAAACGAUGCAAGCUCUGAAACGAUAGGUGGUGUCAUUGGAAAACAAUAUACCGAGUUCAAAUUGACCUUCAACAAAGCCCAAAUCCUUCCUCUUCAAAUUGGAGCUGAACAAAAGGAAGGAAUGUUGAUGCCUGUCAUUCAUCUUCUGGAAAUUACAAAGAACGUGAAGUGCUGCAUUCAGCACAUUUCUAACCCAGUGCGUUGUUUUGCAGCGUACGCCACAAAGCAUGCAGGCAACAGAAGGAUGGCAUUGCAUGAAUACAUUCAGAGAUGGCUGAAUAUAUUUAGAAUGGAAUCCGUGACCAACGCAACGAAAUCGAUAUCAAUAGUUAUAAACGAUUUACUCGUUCACUUUUCUGAUUCAGAUAUAUUUGAUGGAUUUUUCGUCCUACCUAAGACAUUCUGUCUGCAAAGAGAUAUAGAUUUCAACUGGCAAAAGGAAAAUGAAGAGGACAUUGUUUCUUACCAAGCAGAUCUGCUCUGUAUCCGGUGCGAGUUGGUGAAAGGAGUUCCAUCACAACGAAAUAAGGCAUGCUCACCAGACGAGCGAUGGAUAUGGGUCGGACAUGGUGAAACAAAGUUAUGUCAAAAGGGUAAAAUAAAAGGCGAUGUUAAAGUGCACUUCAAGCUACAUAAAAGUAGCACUAGACCAGUAUCUUCAAUGAUAGUGCCCAGCAGCCCAACAUGUACUGUUGAAAUUCUUCAGUUGUCCGACUCAGAUAGGCACAUUGAAAAUGCCUUUAAAGGAUUAGCAACAGCACACCUUGCAAAAUCAAUAGCUCUUCGAGAAAAGAUACCUGAUUUAGACGAAACCCAUCGGCGUUUGGCAAUUCAAUCAAAAUACGACACAAAGAACGAAAUUCUACAGCCAAACAACGAAAAGCAGUUAGAGGCUAUCAAGAAAGCUCUCUCAUCGAGAUUUACUCUCAUACAAGGGCCACCUGGGACAGGAAAGACUUUAACUGGAAUAAAGCUCAUAUUGUUAUUUAUGAAAAUCAAUCUGAAGUACCGACAGGACGGUGGAGACCACAAACAAGUUGUGUACUGUGGACCGUCUAACAAAUCUGUUGAUUUAGUAGCACGAUGGAUUAGAUCACACGUACCAGAUCUCUGUCCCAACAUGGCGAGAAUGUACGGAAGUUCCAUUGAAAGCACAAUAUACCCUAUACCAGGCAGAGAUUACCUAAACCAGAGUUCAUGCAAAGACAACCGACCAGAUCCGGAUUUAGCCAAUGUCUCCCUCCAUAACUUGAUACGUAAAAAAGGAAAACCAUUCGCAGAAAAAUUGUUGGGAUAUGAUAAAAUCUUUAAAGAAAAAGUAGAUGGCAUAUCUAAUGAUCCCGAGAAAAUUCUUGACUAUAAAAGGUUACUAAAUAUGGCCACACAACAGGAGUUAAAACAGUAUGAUGUAAUUUUCUGUACAACUGCCGUUGCAACUAACCCCAAAUUUCUUAAAAGUACAGAAGGAAAGAUCUUUCAGCUCAUUAUAGAUGAAGCAGGGAUGUGCACCGAGCCAGAAACUAUGGCGCCAAUUAUUGCUACUAAAGCGGAGCAAGUCGUUCUUAUCGGUGAUCACAAACAACUCCAACCAAUCAUCAUUUGUCAAGAGGCAGCAGAACUGGGAUUGUCGAGAUCGCUUUUUGAGCGCUAUGCUGACAAUGCUGUAUUUUUAGAAAUUCAGUACAGAAUGAAUCCAAAGAUUUGUGACUUUCCAUCAAAACAAUUUUACAAGGGAAAACUUAAAACUGGACCCAUCGGAAAAUGGACUUCCCCGGAACGGUUAAGAAUUUGGCGAACAGCGAACACUCCUCUUUUGUUUUGUCACGUGGAUGGAAAACAGGAAUCCUUAUCAGUUUCUACUGAAGAAGGAAAUCAACAGUCACGUAGCAAUAUGGCGGAAGUGAAUCACGUGGUAAAAGUGUAUGAAUUUCUGAUGUCUCAUGAAGGAAUGGAUACACAUCAAGUCAAAGUUAUGUCGCAGUACAACGCACAGUGUUUCGUGAUACGACAGGCACUUACAAAGAAAAGUUUUAUUAAUUCCAAAGUGCACACUGUUGUGUCUAGUCAAGGUGGUGAGUGGGAUUAUGUGAUAUUCAGCACAGUUAUAUCACUCCCAUGGUACAGAAUAGAAACCAAUCCAACUUUAGGAUGGCGCAAACACAAUCUAGGAUUUAUUGCGGACCAACACCAGAUCAACGUGGCACUCACCCGUGCAAGAAAGGGCAUCAUUAUUAUAGGAAAUAAGAACUUGCUUGCAUGUGACCCUGUUUGGCGAGCUCUGUUAAAACACUACUCUGGAUUAGGUUGUGUAGUGGAUGCAGCGGCGCAAGACCUUACUCCAUUGAAGAGACAAAGAAGGAAUUAGAAAUAAUUCAAAACAGGAUUAUUUUGUACGAAUGAUUCGUCCACAUUUAAUCACACAGAUCUUAUUAUGAACUAAUGACAGUAAUAUAAAGUACCACGAUGAUACAGCAUUACAAAUGUUCGGAAGCAAAGGGAAGUCAAUCUAAACUACGAAAUGCGUAGCUCUAGUUGCUUUGUAGAUUAUGUACAAAUCAUAAUGGAAAUGUGAUAAUUAUGACUGUGUUUUAUGUACCUUUAUUGUGAUGUCGCGGUCCGGAAUUUUACCGCUCCGGUUUGUGUACUAGUGUUUUAGUGUAUACUUCCGUGACGCUGUAGCAUGCUUUAUGUCUCUGUAAAUUUUGGGUAUUUGGGCCUCCUUAAGGAGUAAGUUUGCUUAAAUAUCUUUGCAAACAAUAACUUUACAAUGUUAUGGAUGCUUUUCUAUAGGUAUGAUUAUGUGUAAUCGUUUUCUGACUCUUCAUGGUUUAUUUUCAAUAAUGUGACCUAUUUUCACUCGAAACGUUUGUCAUACGUUUACCAUACGUUUGUAAUACGUAUAGAGCCAUGACUGGUUAAAUAGUUUUUUAUUGUGUUCACGUUUUCGCCAACAUUUUGAUGAAGUUGAUCAGUGUUUUAUGAUUGUUUCUUAUUUGUUUUAUAGUUUUUUACCCUCGUCUCAUGAGGAAAGUCCCGAAUAAAGAAUAUAUAUGGAGUUCCA
Molecule: messenger RNA, 7027 nt
Organism: Ostrea edulis (European flat oyster)
Lineage: Eukaryota; Metazoa; Mollusca; Bivalvia; Ostreida; Ostreidae
Product: helicase with zinc finger domain 2-like
Exons: 18
Coding region: 242-6331 (2029 amino acids)
Biological process (GO): mRNA catabolic process
Cellular component (GO): exosome (RNase complex); P-body
Molecular function (GO): RNA binding; 3'-5'-RNA exonuclease activity; 5'-3' DNA helicase activity
Source: RefSeq, a predicted model, not a curated record